Aphis gossypii (cotton aphid) is the source of this 1810-nucleotide messenger RNA. Its product is annotated as lactase/phlorizin hydrolase-like. Gene Ontology annotation, biological process: carbohydrate metabolic process. The transcript is spliced from 13 exons. The coding region runs from base 137 to 1663 and encodes 508 amino acids. The record is from RefSeq and is a predicted model, not a curated record. Gene Ontology annotation, molecular function: beta-glucosidase activity. Lineage: Eukaryota; Metazoa; Arthropoda; Insecta; Hemiptera; Aphididae.
ACAAUUAAUAAUAAUAAUUGUUUUCAGUAUAAAUAACAGUAGUUAUGAACCGUUUAAUUAGUUCAUAGUUUGAAGUUGAGGCAGUUGACAUUUUUCAAACAGUUUGCAAAGUUAAGACUCUCUAGAACCUACAAAAAUGGCUUCUGAAAAAUUUUCGUUACCAGACAAUUUUAUGCUUGGAACUGGAUCAAGUGCUUACCAAAUUGAAGGUGCAUGGGAUGCAGAUAAUAAGGCUCCUAGUAUCUGGGAUCAUUAUUUCCAUACUAAAAAUUUUUUAGUCUCUAAUCCAGGAGAUCUUCUGACAAAAGCCCAGAAGAAGAAAUUUCCUAUAUACCACAAAGGAACGGAUCUCCACGCUUUAGAUGCAAUCCGUGGCUACUCAUUUUUGAAUGGAGAUAUUGCUUGUGACUCUUAUAAUCAACUUGAUGAAGAUAUUAAAAACUUGGUUGAACUUGGAGUAAAUACAUACCGGUUUUCAAUAAGCUGGCCAAGAGUUUUGCCAUUUGGUGAUGAUCGAACCGUAAACGAUCUUGGAGUUCAAUAUUACAAGAAGUUAAUUAAAAAACUUAAGGAUAACAAAAUUACACCAGUGGUAACAAUUUAUCACUGGGACUUACCGGUCAGUCUUCAAGAGCUUGGUGGAUGGGCCAAUUCGAUCAUUAUUGAAUACUUUACAAAUUACUCAGAUUUUCUUUUCAAAACAUUUGGCGCAGAUGUAAAGAUAUGGACUACAAUUAAUGAACCAAGAUUAGUAGCUAUGGCUUAUGGUAAUGAGGGUAUGGCGCCCAGUGUAGGUGAAACGUUUAGCGGAAUCGCUGAAUACUUGGUCAUACGUAAUUUAUUACUUGCUCACGCAAAAGCUUAUAGGUUGUACGAGAAAGACUACGCCCCAUCACAAAAGGGUGAGAUCAGUAUAUGUUUUGACACAGCAGCAUAUUUUCCAAAAAAUCCGGAACUAGAAGCUGACAAAAAUGCUGUUGAUAAAGCAUUCGAUUUUAUGCUUGGAGUAUUCACUCAACCAUUGGUAAACGGUACAUUUCCACAAUCAUUGUUAGAUUCGAUCGCUAAAACAAACAAAGAAGAAAAAAUAACUAAACAUAUCAAGCGUAUCGUUGAAUUUACCGAGGAAGAAAAAACUGAUCUCAAAAAAUCAUACGAUUUUAUUGCUUUCAAUUAUUAUGAUUCGUUCAAAGUACAAGCUAUGACUGAGGCUGAUUUCAAAGAAGAAGCAGGUUUACUAAAUAAAGAUUUAGGCGUGAUUCUUUCUCCAAAUUCAGACAACUUAAAAGAAACCUUUGAGGGAUUUACCAAAGUGAUCAAAUGGCUUGUAGAUCACGUAGACAAUCCGAAACUGUUUAUUGCUGAAAAUGGUAUUUCUGAGAAACCAAAUGUAGAUCAAAGUGAAUUGAAAAUUGAAUAUCAUCAUGGCAUUUUGACGGAACUUGACAAAGCCUUAAAGGAAGGUGUUGUUAUUACAGGGUAUUGUGUCUGGUCGUUUAUGGAUUCGUUGGAAUGGACUAGUGGAUAUUUUAGCAAAUCGUUUGGUAUAUAUGCAGUGGACUUCAACAACCCAAAAAGGCCCCGUUCCAAGAAGAAGUCAUUCGAUUUCUUCAAAACAGUUUUCACACAAAAAACAUUGCCAGCUCUUAAAUCUAAGAAAUAAUAUCACUAUGAAUAAAUGAUUUAUUUUAAAAGGCUUACACAUACAUAAUAUUUAUGCUUAAAUUUCGAUUUAAAUUAUCGUCGUAGUUGAACGAAAUAUGUUAAAAUAUACAGAUGAAAAUAUAUUAAAUAUACUUAUAACUAAAAA